Messenger RNA from Stomoxys calcitrans (stable fly), 2346 nucleotides. RefSeq names its product rho GTPase-activating protein gacD (gene RhoGAP16F). The record is from RefSeq and is a predicted model, not a curated record. NCBI's taxonomy places the organism in Eukaryota, Metazoa, Arthropoda, Insecta, Diptera, Muscidae. Gene Ontology annotation, cellular component: cytoplasm. Gene Ontology annotation, biological process: regulation of GTPase activity; signal transduction. The coding region runs from base 628 to 2151 and encodes 507 amino acids. The transcript is spliced from 5 exons.
GUUAUCCAAAAACAGUAGAGCAACCGCCAACCAAUAAUACUCAAUAGGCUGUCAUUAGUAAACGUAACAUUCGCCAUACAACGUCACUUCAUUGAACGGAUAAGAGACAGUAAGAGCACCGCACUGUAAGGUGGAUAUAAAAAUAUUUCGCCAUGCUAUUCUAAAGUCCAAAUUCCCGUACAUUGAAUGAUGUGCUUCAGUGAUUAAGUGCAAAAAAAAAAUUCUCAAAUCUCUUUAAUUCAAUUGUACAGCCCAUGUUCGAAGGCUGUAUUAAAACAACAAGAGAUAAAAAUUCAAGCAACCACAAUAACAAAAUUGACCGCAAACGAAGAUAUUCUUUGGUGUUCGUGCAUGAAUUUCAAAACAUUUUUACCCCCAUCCAGCUAACCAACCAACCAACCAACCUUCGUUCACCCACCCACCCUGCUACAUACUACAGCUGCUCUUUGUAAUUCCCAUCAUUCUUUAACUGUGUGAUUAGCACUUUUAAGGCUUUUGCUUUUGUUUUUGGAAUCGCCUUUUGUUUAUGUAACCUAAGUCAAGUAAAACAGAGUUGACAAAGAGAGAGAAAGAGAGAGAGAAUAAAAGAGAGUGAGCAAAGCCACAAAGCCUGAGUCUGAGAACAGAAUGGAUCCCAAUAUGUAUCGUAGCCACAGCAAUCUGACAAAAGAACCUUGGUUUUCUUAUUCCACACAACAAUUGGCUCCGGCUCGUGAGUCGGAGGGUAUUCUUAUCGCCACAGCCGCAACAGCAGCCAAUGAACGUAGAGGCGGUCAACAGAAAAGCAUCAUGGAUUGUUUGCGCGAUCGUACACCCAGUAGUUAUACGCGAUCCAACAGUCAUAUAGCACGUGCCAACGGUGGCAUAUUGCCAUCCAAUAAGCAAUAUAUCGAAAGUAUUUCACCACAAAAAGAGCCGCGAUCACGUCCCAUAAAAUUGACUCUACUCAAAAGUUCCAGCACUCGGGAUAUUUCGCGUCUAUUUGAAAAUCAAAGUACACCCACCCUUUUAUCCCAAUCCCCAGCCUUUACUUCUUCUACGGAUCUGCACAAAAUGACCACCAGCUCAUCGUUAUCAUCUGCAUCGACCAAUUGUUCCGGUUCCUGUUUAAGACACAUACAAAGCUUGGAAAAACGUAUUGGUGAUUUGGAAACACAAUUACAGCAACAAAAUUCAACUAGCCAAACAAUGGCCACACAAAUUGAAGAACUCAAUAAGAAAUAUGAAAUGCUAGUCAACAGUCGUGAUGCCGAGGGAAAUAAACGCAAAAAAUCAUCUUCGCCCAAACAAACAAAAAAGAAAACAGAAAACAGUGGAGGAGGAGGUGGUGCUUCCAUAGCAUUGCAACCUUCUAAAUUGGUGGCCUGGAUGAAAUUGUCAAAUUUUUGGAAACAACGUCCGAGUAUACAGACACUCAAAGAGCAAAAUAUUUAUAACGAUGAACCCUGUUUUGAUACUGAAAUCGAAAUGGUUCUUAAAGAUGAUGUCCAUAAGACAGUACCCAAAAUUGUAGUGGAUUGUUGUGUUUUAAUCGAGGAGAAAUAUCGCAAAUCUACCGAAGCCAUAGAGGGCAUAUAUCGCCAGUGUGGAGAUUAUAACAAAAUGCAAUCGAUACGUUUCUGCAUAGAUGCCAAUAACUAUGAUGCCCUAAGGCAGCCCAAUGUGGAUAUUCAUACCUUGGCGGGAGUCUUGAAACUAUUUUUGAGAGAAAUCAAAAGUCCUCUGGUAUCGGCCAAUGAGGCCAAAACGUUUAUAGGAAAACCAAAUCAGUGGCUGUUGACAGAUUUAUCCAACAAGCAGAAAAUCUUAAAAAAGCUGAUAUGUACCCUGCCCGAAGUCAAUAGAGACACCAUGGAGUAUUUGUUUGCCCAUUUUAACAGAUUGACCAAAGUCCCCUUGCAGCAUAUAAGUGCCGAAACUUUGGCCAUUUCCAUUACCCCUUCCAUAUUUCAUACCAUCCAGCAGGGAGCCCGCAUGCAGGAUAUACAUGAUCUGCUCAAGGAAAGUGAAAUUCUGGCCGAUUGUGUUAAAAUUAUGAUUGAAUAUCAUCAGAAAAUAUUCGAUAUGCUUCCUAGCUCUAGUCAAAAUCCAACUGAAACUAUUAUUGUGCCAAUACCUUUUCCCCGUUUCCAUCAAAUCAAUAAGAACUGAAUUCCAAAUUCUCACCUAUAAUCCUCACAUACACCACCCACCUACCUUGCUGUACUGAACACUUGCUUGCUCUUUUUCAACAUCAUUCAUUCAUAUUUUAGAUGUACUGCAGAUCGUAAAAAUCAGAAACAUCGCAUCAGUGUAAGAAACCUAAAGAAGACUUUGUCCCAUCCAGAUUUAUUAUUUCAAAAUUUA